UGACAAGAGACCGAUGGCCGCCUCCGCCUUGCUCGUCUCCAGGAGAGCAGCAGCCGUCAACAAGCUCCGUCCCUCUGCGGUCGCUGCUCUUUCUCGCUCCUUCACUGCCUCGACCUCCGUCGCGCCGAGUCCAGGAACUGUGGAGAGCAGCGUCGCCGUCCCCCGCCGCCGCGAUGCGGCUCCGGUUCCCCGUCGUCAUCGGAGUGGGGACCUCUUCCCCACCUUGGGAGAUGCGUUAGAUCCUUUCAACCCGCGGCGGAGCCUAAUGGACGUGUUCAAUAUGGUGGACCAGAUGUUGGAUUUCCCGUUCGGGGCUGGGAGGGGAACCGCCGGCGGAGCGUGGCGCGGGUGGGACGCCAGGGAGGACGACAAGGCGUUGUAUCUGAAGGUGGAAAUGCCGGGACUGGGAAAGGACGACGUGCAGUUGAUGGUAGAGAAUAACACUUUGGUGAUUAAAGGAGAGGCAGCGGAGGAGGGAGAGGAAGGCGGCGAAGUGGAACAGGGGGGAGACGAAGGAAGGGAAAGGGGGAGGCGUAGGUACAGCAGUCGCAUCGAACUGCCGGAAAACGAGUACGAAUUAGGAGGAGUCAAGGCGGAGAUGAAGAACGGAGUGUUGCGAGUGGUGGUGCCGAAGGUGAAGCCGGAGGAGCGCAAGGACGUCCGCCAUGUAUCCGUCGAGUGAGCGAUGCCGCCGCCGCUGCUUAGUGGAUGUAAUUAUUCGUGCCUUAAGUCUGUGCCAUCGUCGUGUCGCAAGUGUUCGUGUGAUAUGAGUAAUAAAAUAAUGCGCAGUAGCUGCUUUUGGGAAUAUAAUAAGU
Molecule: messenger RNA, 815 nt
Organism: Zingiber officinale
Lineage: Eukaryota; Viridiplantae; Streptophyta; Magnoliopsida; Zingiberales; Zingiberaceae
Product: small heat shock protein, chloroplastic-like
Exons: 2
Coding region: 14-682 (222 amino acids)
Source: RefSeq, a predicted model, not a curated record